Messenger RNA from Effrenium voratum, 674 nucleotides. The record is from the annotation of a GenBank genome assembly. Lineage: Eukaryota; Dinophyceae; Suessiales; Symbiodiniaceae.
AGCGGGGCAGGCUGACCCGCGGUAGCCUAUUCGCCUAUGGAUGCUUGUCGGACACCCAUGACUUGCGUUUUGCGUGGAAUGCAGCCGUGAUAAGUAUGCUCAGGAGGUUCUUGCCAGCCUGGUUGCUUGCCUUCCCAUGCAAGGUGUUGGCACAAGAAUUCCUGGAUGAUGGCAGCCUUGAGGUCCCUGUUGACUUAGUGCUGCUGCAGACAAAGCUCACGCUGGCCACCACCGACGUGGCCGAGGUACACGCGAUGCAGCGAGCUCACGUGAAUGACCUGAGCAUUGAGGAUUGAUUCUCCCAGAGUUUGCCAGGAGAUGUCAGAGGAACCGUGGAUUGCAAUGCCGUUCAUCUGUGCCUUUCACGCGGUGAGGACAUCUCAAGACUUCUUCAGUCGCCUAUUUCGCGACUUCGAGGGAUUCGCAUGGUUUCAACUUUUGGUCUUCAUACUUUGCACCGCAGGCGUCGUGGCUGGCAUGAUGCAGGUGAAGUUUAGAGAGCAUGGAUGCGGAGCACCAGUCACGUGUGGGCUGCUGCUUGCGGCAGCAUCUAUUUUCUUCAGCGGGGCUGUGUGCCACUGGAUUGUGCCACUUGUGCUCAUGUUCAUCGGCAUGUGGAUCAUCAUCAGGCUGCCAGGGAAACUGGAGGCCAGCCAAGGCUAGUCUGCCAGCGG